Molecule: messenger RNA, 10621 nt
Organism: Sebastes umbrosus (honeycomb rockfish)
Lineage: Eukaryota; Metazoa; Chordata; Actinopteri; Perciformes; Sebastidae
Gene: ncor2
Product: nuclear receptor corepressor 2
Biological process (GO): negative regulation of transcription by RNA polymerase II
Molecular function (GO): transcription corepressor activity
Source: RefSeq, a predicted model, not a curated record
GGGGCGAGAGAGCAUGCGGACCUAUUGAGAGAGAGAGAGAGAGAGAGAGGCUGUGGUCUCUCAUCGAGCAGCAGCUUACAGACAGACUAUAGAGCUACAGACCACUGUGUGUGUUGUGUGCAGGAGAACAGGCAACGACACAGAGCUGCCAGCGGAACGAAAACUACUCUUUCAUGUGGAUUAAUAAUUCAGGACAGAGAGACACUCAUUUUUAAACAGAUUUUUUGGACCGACUGACUGACAGGAGGAUUUAGGAGAGUAGCUGCUGGACGAUAAACACCGUCUGAUGGUUCCUCCUGCUCCGUUGCUAAGGUUGCUGGCUAAGGGAAACAGCCAAUAAUGCACGGCACCUGCUCUGCAGCCACACCCACUUCCUGCCUGUAGAGGAAGCGGCUGUGCCAGCAUGUCCUCUCACCCCCAGUCUGUGCCGCCGGGCCGGAGGACUGUGGACACACGGCACCUGCCAAACCCUGCCAGUUUACCGCUGCAGCUGCAACGGGCACACACGGAAGUGGGACUGGUUGACUACCACUCUCAUCAUGCCAGGGACUACAGCUCCCACUUGGCCCAACCCCAUCGCCGUCGGCCCUCCUUACUUUCAGAGUUCCAGCCCGGAAAUGAGAGGGCUGUGUAUUGGCAAGAAUCUGGCGAUAGGAUACGUAUGCUGAUAAAGGGAGGACAAGAGCAGCAUAUCCGCUAUGAGCACAUGUACCUGCCAGAGACCAGCGGCCAAUCAGAGGUGGAGUAUGCGGAGAUUAAAAGGCCUCGUUUAGAGAUGGGACCAGAGUCUCUGAUGAGGACUUCAUCCCACCGGCCACAACUGCCUCUGGGAGGGGCUGAGGAUAUGGCUAAGGAGCGUGGAAGUGGAAUGGGGAAGCUGGAGCCAAUCUCCCCCGUGAGCCCGGUCCACAUGGACCCCGACUUGGAUCUGGUGCCAGCUCGCUUCUCCAAGGAGGAGCUGAUCCAGAACAUGGACCGCGUGGACAGGGAGAUCACCAUGGUGGAGCAGCAGAUCUGCAAGCUUCGCAAAAAACAGCAACAGCUGGAGGAGGAGGCUGCAAAGCCACACGAGCCAGAGCGGCCUAUCUCACCGCCACCCAGCGAGGCCAAGCACCGCAGCCUGGUGCAGAUCAUCUACGAUGAGAACAGGAAAAAGGCAGAAGAAGCUCACAGGAUACUGGAGGGACUGGGACCCAGGGUAGAACUGCCUCUGUACAAUCAACCUUCUGACACCAAGCAGUACCAUGAGAACAUCAAAAUAAACCAGGCGAUGAGGAAGAAACUCAUCUUGUACUUCAAGAGGAGAAAUCAUGCUCGUAAGCAGUGGGAACAGAAGUUUUGCCAGCGAUAUGACCAGCUGAUGGAAGCCUGGGAGAAGAAGGUGGAGCGCAUCGAAAGCAAUCCGCGGCGCAGAGCCAAGGAGAGCAAGGUGCGGGAGUACUACGAGAAACAGUUCCCAGAGAUCCGCAAGCAAAGAGAGCUGCAGGAGCGCAUGCAGAGCCGUGUUGGGCAGAGAGGAGGUGGGCUGGCCUCGUCUGCAGCUCGCAGUGAACAUGAGGUCUCCGAGAUCAUUGAUGGAAUAUCAGAGCAUGAGAACACGGAGAAGCAAAUGCGGCAGCUUGCGGUCAUCCCUCCCAUGCUGUUUGACGCCGAGCAGCAACGCAUCAAGUUCAUCAACAUGAACGGAUUGAUGGAAGACCCCAUGAAGGUGUACAAGGACCGGCAGGUUAUGAACAUGUGGAGCGAGCAGGAGAAGGACACUUUCAGAGAGAAGUUCAUCCAGCACCCCAAAAACUUUGGUCUGAUUGCGUCUUUUCUGGAGAGAAAGACGGUGGCGGAGUGUGUGCUCUUUUACUACCUGACCAAAAAGAACGAAAACUACAAGAACAUAGUGCGGAGGAACUACAGACGCAGAGGAAGAAGCCAGCACGGCCAGCAGCAGCAGCAACAGCAGCAACAACUGCACCGGGGCAGCCAGGAAGAGAAGGAGAAGGAGGAGAAAGAGAAGGAGGGAGAGAGGGAUGAAGAAAAAAAUGAAGCCGAAGACAAGGAAGAUGGAAUGAAGGACGACACCUCUGGAGAAGAUGCAGAAGACAAAGAGCCCACCGUGGCUUUCAAGGGUCGACGCACAGCCAACAGCCAGGGGCGCCGCAAGGGCCGCAUCACCCGCUCCAUGACCAGCGAAGUGGAGGAGACCACCACACCGCCACUCAACAAUGAGCUCGCCAAUCUGGAGAUGAAUGAGAGCUCACGCUGGACUGAAGAAGAGAUGGAAACUGCCAAAAAAGGCCUUCUCCAGUAUGGUAGGAAUUGGUCCGCCAUCGCCAAGAUGGUGGGAUCAAAAACCGUGUCGCAGUGCAAGAACUUCUAUUUCAACUACAAGAAGAGGCAGAAACUGGAUGAGAUUCUGCAGCAGCAUAAAAUGAAAUCGGAGAAGGAGCGAAAGGCCCGCCGUAGGGGCAAAGCACUGCAGAAUGAGGAGACCAGUGCCCCGUAUGCAGCAGAGGAGGAGGAGAUGGAGGGUUCAGGAGCCAGCGGCAAUGAAGAGGAGGCCCCUGAAGAUGGAGAAGGUGGAGCCAACAACAGCUCUGACACAGAGAGCUUGCCCUCGCCACACUCAUCAGAGGACAGCAAGGCCAAGGAGGAAGGCUCCAGCAGGUCAAAGGCCAGCUCCACCACCGGGGACAAGGACGCGGCCAGGUCGGACAUGGGCCAGGCGGCCGACGAGAAACCUCCAGUCAAGGAAGAUGCAGAAUCGGCUAUUAAGCAGGAGAUAAAGACUGAGAUAGGGGAGCCCAACAAAGAGCAGCAGCAGCCGACACCACCCAGCGAUGUCGUAGAUAAAAAACCUCCUACUGCAGAGAUGGAGGAAGUCAAAAGCUCCACCAAGAGCUCCAAGAAGGACCACGGCCCAAAAACCGGUUCCCAUGGGGACAGUGACUCUAGUGCCACUUGCAGCGCUGAUGAAAUGGAGGAGACGGACAACACAGACAAGCACAGAAUGACUUCUCCAAGGCCAAGUCUACUGAACUACGCUCAUGAUGGGGUCAUAUCCUCUCCACUGCAGAAGCCCUUGGACCUGAAGGCGCUCAAACAGAGGGCUGCUGCUAUCCCACCUAUUAUGCCAGAGGCCUCCAUGCAUGGCGGUCAGCGGAGCGGAUGUGGCAAGGCAGUGCUACCCCCCCAUGCCCUGGCAUUGUACCAGCAACAGAUCACCAUGGCUCAUGGGGAGUCCUCUCAGGAGGUCAAAAUGCAGCAGCAGCAGCAACAGCAGCAGCAGCUUUCAGGCCAGCCGGGCAAACAGCAGCCGUACACCUUGCAGGCAGACAGAGACAGGGAGGCUCUUCACAGCAGCAGUCCUCGUAUUCGCCCGCGGAGCCCCUCCACCAGCGACAAGGAUGAGCUGGAAGGCAACGAGAGGUGGUUACUGACCCUCCUGCAGGGAUUAAAAAAGUCCCGGGCUUUCUCUCCGCACGGCGACGCCAAGAAGCAGGCGAUGGGCCCCGACGACCUGAGGACGUCCAACUUGGGUCGACCAGUUCUCUCCCCCUACCCAAUGUCCCCACGAGACAUGGCCAAGAUCAGUCACGACCAGCACUUGCUCCACUUCAACUCGUUCCAGCAAACAGGCCACCCCUCGCUGCCUAACCUGCCACAGGACAGUGGACGGCUAGCAGCAGUGAGACCCCUCACGAUGCCGGAGCCUCCGCCACUCAUUUCCUCCAACAAGCCAGGAGGCUCCAUCACACAGGGCACCCCGGUGCAGUUGCACAGCCCAGCUCAUGGGUUGGACCAUGGGAAGAUGACCCCCACACAGAUGGGGUUGUCUUGGAUGGAUCCGAGGAAAGUUGGAGGUCCUUUCCCCGUGAUAAAGCAGGAACAGUUGUCCCCUCGCAGCUCGUCCUCUCAAGCUGACAACAUGUCAAGCCAGGGGUCGCCUCAUGAUGGUGCUUCUGGACGUGGUUCUAUUCCAGCUGUUCAGGGGGGUAGUAUCACUAAGGGCAUCCCAGGGACCAGAAUGCAUCCAGAUUCCUCCGUCUACUGCCGAGGGGGCUCCAUUACUCAGGGGACGCCGGCUGAGGUGCUGUAUCAGGGAACCAUAGCCCGUCUGAUCACAGAGGACAGCGCCAGUCGAGUUGAGAGGGAACGGGAUGAGGCGCUGUCUAAAGGCCAGUUGGUCUUCGAAGGCAUCAGUGGGCACAUCCUCACAUAUGACCGCCCACCUUCUCAGAGCUCUAAAGACGAGGGCCGAGGCCCCGGGCAGUCUGGGGAAAUUCUAGGCCUGAAGCGUCCUUAUGAAAUUAUGGAGGGAGGCAUCUCUAGAGGACUGCCUAUGAGGGAUUCACUGUCUGCUGCCAACUGCGAAGGUCUGAUUGUUCGAGCCAUGCCUCACGAUAGGGACAGUCCGCACCACACACCUUACAAGGACGCUCAUCACAUCCGUGGCUCCAUCUCACAAGGUAUACCUCGUCACCUGGACCCUCAGGAUGGCUACCUGAGGAGGGAGGCUAAGCAGAUGAAGAGAGAGGGCUCCCCACCCCGCGGGUCCGGUUCGAUGUCCGACCCAAUGAAGGGCAGAGACGCCAUGGUGCCCACGGUGAAGGAGGGCGGCCGCUCCAUCCACCUCAUUCCCAGGGAGGAGCUCAGACAGCCUGGCAAGGAGGGCAUCAUGCCACAGGGAACACCCAUGAAGCAGGAGGCAGCUGGUUCAGGGAAACGUCAUGAUGUCCUCUCCAUCAUGGCCAGUUCACCGCGUUCCUACCACAACCCACCCACCCACAUGGAGAUGCGUGCUGAGAGGGGCCGUUACGAAGAGGCACCAAAAGGGCGGCCCAGCGCAGUGGUCAGCACGGCAAGCCCCAUCGCCCGCUCUUCUCCCCUCACACUGGGGUCAGAGCAGGGAAGCAAGGCCCAUCACAGUCCGGUGGGCUACGAGGACAAAGGCGCCUUAAGGGCCCCUUACCCCGGGCCGUCGCAUCGUGGCUCCCCGCUGUCCAGGGAGGCAAGCCAAAGGCAGCACGAUGGUUCCAGUAAGAAUCCGACUCAGGAACGUAAAGCCACACCAACCCCCAGGGAAAUGAGUGCCACCAAAUCGCCACUCCCAGGUGUUCCAGAUCAACAGACCUAUGAGCGUCUGCUGCAGGGCCUCGGGGCCGCAGAAGUGUACCGCCAAAUGCCCAUAGCCUUCGAUCCUGCCUCGCUUCCCCGUGGCAUCCCCAUCGACCCAGCCUACUACUUGCCUCGCCACCUGGCGCCCAACCCGGCGUACCCUCAUCCCUACCCCUACCUCAUCCGUUCCUUUCCUGACACUGCGGCCCUGGAGAACCGUCAAACGCUGUUCAACGACUACAUCACCUCCCAGCAGAUGCACCAGUGGCCUGCAGCUGCUGCCAUGGCGGCCCAGCGCUCAGACCUGCUGAGGGGCUUAACUCCACGAGACCAGCAGAUUCCUCUGCAGUACUCUGCAGCCCCACGUGGGGCAGCCGGCUCCCCGAUGGAUCGCAUCACCUACAUCCCCGGAGGAGCCACCACCUUCCCUGGCAGGCCUUACACCACCUCCCCCAUCUCACCUGUUGGGCAGUCGCACAUAAACAAGAUGCAAGGCGCAUCUUCAGAGCGCGAGCGUGAAAGAGACCGCGAACGUGACAGAGAGAGGGAAAGGGACCGGGAGAGAGACAGAGAGCGGGAAAGAGAGAGGGAGCGUGAACGCGACCGAGAGAGAGAUCGGGAAAGAGAACGGGAGAGAGACCGCGAAAGGGAAAGGGACCGGGACAGAGAGAGAGACCGAGACCGAGACCGAGACCGAGAGCGCGACAGAGAGAAGGGCGGGUCUCUUGGAAAUGUGGAGCACGCCCCCAUCUGGCGACCAGGUACAGAACACAGCUUGGCCAGCAGCAGCAGCAGUGUGAGGCCUUCCUCCCAACCAUACAGCCACCAGCACUCCCCAGUGUCCCCUCGAAACCAGGAGAACGUGCAGCAGAGGCCGAGUGUCCUGCACAACACUGGGGGCAAGGCUCUUUCUGUCAGCGAACACUCCAGCUCAUCUGUGUUUCGGUCCAUUUCCUCAGGGCCGGCCCGCUACCAAGGUUACCCUGGCCACCUCCAAAGGACAGGUGUGCCCCCUGAGGCCUACCCACCUGCCAUGGCCUCAAGUGUAGCCAAAGAGCAGAGUCGCGACGGAGGCAAAAACAGGGGUGGUCUGCCCAAGCACGUGCAGGACCAGCACGGGCCCUCCGGUAAAUCUGACCCCAAGCUGUCCUGCCCCAGCCCAGGAGGAAUGUACCCAGGUCCCUAUCCCUCGGCUUCAGGCCGGCCCCAGCACCUGCUGCCUCCCCAGUCGGAUAACCCUCCUGGCCGCGGAGAAAGCGGUACACCUAGUAGGGAAAAGACUCAAAACAAAGCGAUGUCCAUUCAGGAACAAGAGCUCCGAGCACUCGGUAAGACCACCAUGACUGCGGCCAACUUCAUAAACGCGAUUAUUAUGCGUCAAAUUUCUUGUGAAACGGGGAUGGCAGAGACGGGCUCGCUUGUUGCCAGCAGCGCCACUGAUGCUCAACAGAAGAUGGAGCCACACGGUCUGUACCGUCCUCCGUCUGAGGAGAGACUGUCUCCGGGCCAGCAGCCCCUGUCCCCCUGCGUUAAAGGCAGCCAGAGGGUGGUCACCCUGGCGCAGCACAUCAGUGAGGUGAUAACUAAAGACUACACCAGGCAGAGCCAGCAGCAGCAGCAGCAAAGCUACCACGGCUCGCCUGUCCUGGACUUGACCCGUCCACCCAGUGCCUCCCAGCUCCCACCCACCUCACAGGAGUCUGCCCAAGGGUCCCGGUAUCAAGAGGGCCUUGGUGGAGAACGCAACAGAGACCGGUCUCCUCCUCAGCCCAAGACGUCACCCGUCAGUGUUUCAAAUGAUGGAAUUGAACCGGUGUCUCCUGCUGGAGCCAGUUCUGAACCGGAGGUCCAAGGAGGGGGCUCCUACUCAAACGAGCCGGGAGAGCAAGGAAUGGGCUCCCGUUCCCCUCCCAAUGCCUCCCAGCCUCCAGCUUUCUUCAGCAAGUUGACUGAGAGCACCUCAGAUAUCGUGAGGUCAAAGAAACAGGAGAUGAUCAAGAAGAUGACGGUGCCGGGAAGCGAGGUGGAUUUCAAUGCUGGUCAGCCAGGAACAGAGAUCUUCAACAUGCCGGCGUCUACAACUGCAGGACCCGUGAGCGUCCGCUGCCACCCACCUCCAGAGACCCCUGGUAACUCAAUAGGCCUGGAGGCCAUUAUAAGGAAGGCCUUAAUGGGCAAAUACGACGAGUCCGACUCUCCAUCCAACGCUGCUAACCCGCUGGGUUCCGCUGUGUCUGCUGGUAUGCCCGUAGCCGACGGACGUGUUGAUGACUUUUUCUCACAAGGUGGGGGGAAGUCCUCAAAGGGCAGCGGGCGCUCUAAUGGGCGGAAGGCCAAAUCUCCAGGACCAGGCCUGUCAGGCGGGGAGAGGCCAUCCUCUGUGUCCUCAGUCCACUCUGAGGGAGACUGCAACAGACGAACUCCUCUUACCAACCGUGUCUGGGAGGAUCGGCCUUCAUCCACAGGCUCAACACCAACUCCCUUCCCGUGUAAUCCGUUGAUAAUGCGUUUCCCCAGCGGGACCGUGUCCGCUCCCUCGCCCUCCUCUGGCCAGCUCGGGGGCCAGGGCCCGGGGCCAGGACCUGGACAGGGCCGGUCCUGGGAGGAGGAGCCCAAACCUCUGCUCAUGUCUCAAUACGAGACCCUGUCUGACAGUGAGUGACCCGGAAAUCCAUCGUACCACAAGACCCGCUAACCAACUCUGUGCUGCUGCAGCCACACACACACACACACACAUACACACACACACGCACACUCACACACACACCCCCACACCUGCUGAGGCGUCUGCAAACCUACCCCACACCAUUCCACUCUGCAUUUCCUCCGUCAGUCGUCAAGCAAGGAUCGUGUCCUUCUCCUUUCACACACCUGAGACGCCAAGCAGGGACGAGCUGAGACACUGCUGCUCCGUGUGUGUGUGUGUGUGUGUGUGUGUGCGUGUGUGUGUGUUUGCACUUACGUGUUAUGCAUUCACUCCAGGACUACUCUAAAGGACAAAUCACUUUUUUUUUUUCCUUUCUUUUUUUAACUUUGCUACUUUUCCUCACUGGCCUUAUCAAUAUAGACACAUUGACCUGCACCUUUUGGGUGCACCGUCUCUAACGUGCUGACACUUGCGUGGAAGGGACUCCAAGGUCGCGGUGUCGGUCUGGUCAGGAGCAUGACGACGGCCGCUCUAGUGACAGAUUUUUGACCCCAGAUCUGACCUGAGAGCGGCGGCCCACACACAGCGAGGACCCUCUCACGUUUCUUCACGGUGAACUCCAGGUGCAGGCGACCUGUGCACUGCUACCACUACAAGAACACACGCGAGGCGACGGGAGGAGAAUCAACAUCUUGUUUUUUCUUGUUUUUGGUUCUUUCUUUUGCUCCUUUUAAAUUCAAGUCAGUCCAGUCCUGUGUUUGGAACGUGAGCUGAGACCUUUAGUACAUUUUGAUGGUGAACUUUUGAUGGUGUCAUUUGUUGUCUAUUAUCUGCAAUGAUGUAUCUUUUUUGGGGGCGGGAGGGCAGAGAUUAUGCGGGGAGGGUCAUAUCAUUGGUUUACAGGGUAAACAUGCUGUUCAUUGCUGAUGUCGUCAUAUAUUAGGGGGGUGGGUGGAGGUGGGGUCCUGAGGAACGGCGAAGGCCUGUUGACUUCAGGCAUCCACGUGGGGAGAGAUGAUUUGCCAGACGGAUGGCCCUGAAACAAGUGACACUUUCUCACUGUUUUUAUAUUAAUCAUGUCUGUGUUUGUUGAACCAGUUUUUGGAUAUUAAGCACUUAGUUGUCAGUCUGUUCACAACGGCAUUUUUAAGAAUCUGUAUUUCCUGUGGCAGGUGAAAAAUGGACUCAAGAACAGCAUAGAAAUCCAAACCGUGGAGGUAUCCUUUAACACCUGUUUAUUUUGGUCUUUAUCGCUCCCGCACUCAAAGCGACAAUCACAUUUUAGUGAACAACGACGAAGCCGCUUCGAGCGGGCACAGACCAACCUUAAAGCUGCUUGAAAGGCAAACUCCUCAGCAUCACUUGGAGUUCGCUGGCGUUGAAUAGGUGACAAAUAAAGCCAUCUUUCUGUGACCCUCGGUCCACGGCGGCGUCCGCUUCAGCUGGCCCGCUACAAUCCCGUCUAGGAGCUGUUGUGACGGUCUGACCUCUGACCUUUUUACUGCCUAGAGGAGGAGCUGAGACCUGACUCCUCAUCCAGGCAGAUUUUGUACAGUUAUGAGAUAUUCCUAGUGUUAAGUGCCAUUUAUUUUACAUAUACAGUACUGAAGUUACCAAGUGACGCACAAUUUUUUCUUUUAGCCCCCCAUGACAGGGUUUAUACUGUCCACGCAGGGAAAUCUGGAAACAAAACAGCAAAUGAAACGUCCUCUUUUUGAAAAAAGGAAAAACAUUUUGUGUGCAUUUUUUUUCUGUUUCCAAAAUCCAUCACAGCCUUAGUUUUUUUUUCUUCACUCAUUUAGAUUUAUCUUCAAAUCACGGGACACCUCACCUGGGCCUGCAUCAAAUGCUUUCUCCACUACGAGACCCAUUCAAGUGUACUUCAUUGCACCCCCUGUGUUUGUACUGGUUAGAGGAAGUCGAGGGGAAGGCAUUCAAAAGCAUCCUGGUAGUUUUAUGUAACAUUAGUUCUCACAGUUUACUGCAGUAUUGUAAAAGGUCACCCUUCUGUGUAAAUGUGACGAAUUCUGUCCUCUGACUGAACACUCGACGGCAGUGAGCUUGUUUAGCGGUUUAGAAAGACUUACCUCUCUUAUCUCUAGUUCAUUUUUGUCACAGUGGAUUUUCACAAACAUGACUGUUAUAGGACUACCUCCUCUCCCUCCUUCAUCCUACCUGUCGUCGGUGAAGCAUCCAGCAUGCCACACCUGUUUGUUUUUUAUUUUUUAUCAAGACUGAUGGAGGGUUUGUAAUUUCAUCAGGCAAGGCAGCCAGGCUUUGUACAUUGAUCUCUCUGCGUGUAUAUCAUUUAUCCACUGAUGAAAUUUAAGAAUGUGACGGUAAACAGACUAAGCCAUAUCCAGCUGUUCCCUAAACCGAAGACGCUCUAAUAACGUUUUUAAAAAAAGUAUACUGAAAUGAAUUUUAACAUGCAUCCAUUUUUGUUUUUGUUCUUACAGUUUUUGUUUUUUGAUCUUCAAUCAUGUCACAAAUCUUAAAUAAUCAUUCAAAACGUGAAAGUUGAUUGCUGAUGUGUUUUCCCUGGACUGUCAAAGGGGGGGGAGGGUGGGGGGGGGGAUUGACAUAAACAGUACAUUGUUCAACCAUUUUGUGCAUAAUGAUUUUUUUUUUUUUUUAUUAUAACCCACUGUAUAAUAGCAAGGAUUGUAUAUAAAACUGAAGAGAUGUAAAUAUUUAUGUGGCUUGCUUCAAGGUUGGUAUUACAAACAAAAAAAUAAAAAAUAAAAGAAAUAUUCACAUGGUUAAAUUCUACAUGCCCACCAGCAAGCUUUGUGGAUAGCAGUGUAAAAAUGAAAAACAAAAAAGACACUGCCUUAAUGUUUAAAUAAAAAGCUUAUCGCCAUU